This is a messenger RNA of Oncorhynchus tshawytscha (Chinook salmon), 1719 nucleotides long. RefSeq names its product thiosulfate:glutathione sulfurtransferase (gene tstd1). Gene Ontology annotation, molecular function: thiosulfate-cyanide sulfurtransferase activity. NCBI's taxonomy places the organism in Eukaryota, Metazoa, Chordata, Actinopteri, Salmoniformes, Salmonidae. The record is from RefSeq and is a predicted model, not a curated record. The transcript is spliced from 4 exons. Gene Ontology annotation, cellular component: mitochondrion. Bases 49 to 456 code for a protein of 135 amino acids.
UCCAAUGGUUACCGCUCAAAAAAUCUUCUUGGAACGAAUGAGGAAAUAAUGUGGUACAUAACAAUCAAUAUUCCAUUCAAAUACGCACCAGUAAACAAGAUGGCAAACUCAGAUAAGGAUAUCUCCUACUCUGACCUUAAGGCCCUCCUGACCAAGAGCAACAAGGGUCUUCUGGUGGUUGAUGUAAGGACAAAAGAGGAGGUAGACAGAGGACACAUUCCAGGAUCAAUCCAUAUUCCAGUUGAUACAGUGGAGAGUGCCCUAGCGCUGGACCCUGCUGAGUUCCAGGCCAAAUAUGGGGUGCCCAAACCCCCCCUGGAUACCCCUGAGCUGGUGUUUCACUGUCAGAUGGGCCGGCGAGGAGGCGUGGCCACAGACAAGGCACGAGGCCUUGGAUUCCAAAAGGCCGUCAACUAUGCCGGAGGAUACCAGGAGUGGUCUGAGAAAGAGGGGUGAUAAGUUGCACGAUUAGCCUGCAUUAUGAAAGCAGAGCAUAAAAACGCACAAAUGAUGCUCACAUUCUGCUGAAACAUGAAAUUACUAGUAUAUUUGUUAUAACAUUUUUCAUCACUUGCCUUUUUGUAGCUUUUAUUUGUUAUUACAGAUGUGUUCUAUAUGUUUUAAAAUAAAGAAUGUAUUAUUAUUUUUAACCGUGUUUUCCCAUAGAGCUCCACCUUCUCCAGUUUCUUCAAACCCUACAUCCCAUAGACAUAGAGGGGAAACCCCCGGGUUUGCCUGAUGGUUGAAAUGAGUCCGUUAUCGUACAUGUUGUGUACCGUAGACGGGUGUGUGCCUUUCCAAAUCAUGUAGUGUGUGUGUGUGUGUGUGUGUGUGUGUGUGUGUGUGUGUGCAUGUGCAUGAUGGUGAAAUGCCUUUGUUAUCAAAUCCCUGAGUGAGUAUUCUCCAUUAUUAACCUCUCCACUAAUUUAGCGUAAAGGGGCACCGUAAAAGAUGCUCGUCUGAGACUGAUUGGUUAACAUAGUGGAAUUUAGUGAUCGUUGCAUCUAUUGGCUUGGCAAUUGAAAAAUAUGAAAUAUCAGUAUGAUGUUGAUUAACAUACAGUACAUUUUGUAGGUAGAGGAAUAGCCUCAAACACACAGCAAGUCCCUCAUACUUGUCUUAUAUACAGUGAUGGAGGUUUGGUUUUGAUUUGCACACAGACGCUAGCAUAUGUGCUCAAGACAGGAAGUCAAGUAUAUCCCAACAUAAAAGCCUGCUAUCUAUUCUCACUGGGUUUUUUUUUUAAAUCAAAAAGCAUUUUAUGUAAUUGAAAGAAUAGAGAAAUUGAAAGAACACAUUUUGAUUUUACAUUUUUAUCUCCCAAGUUGUAUACAGACUUCUGAACAUUACUACUAUGUCCCCAAUGCUGACUGCUCUAUUGGUAAAUAUAAAACGUAUCCAAACUUAAAGUAAUAAUGCCUGUAUGGCUAGUUGUGUUUGCAUGUUCUAUUUGAACAUAAUUUCACUACAUUGAAACAGUAGUAUGCUCUCUGAGUGACAUAUACUGCAGUCCUCUCUUUUACGGUGUGGCAGACAUACUACUAGAAGGCAUGGAGGACCCAACAUGACAUCAAGCUGUAACUGAAUACAUAUUUCUCCAGUUCAGUGUUGUCCUCUAACAACGUUAUCACUCACAGGAUGGAUCAAAUCUCUCUGUUUGACCUGACAAAAAUGUAUUCAUCUUGUUAUAUAUCAUUAAAACUGGUUUAUUUAGUUGGA